UCCGCGAUAGUGCCAAGGGCAGUAACUAGUGCACAUCAUCGGCCAUCCAUUGCUUGCGAUUUACCAAGGGCCAACAUAAUCAUAUACAAUCGUAUAUGCAUCGUUGCAUGCAUACAUGUAACUUUCUGUGUGUGUUAGUGACACAUUUUGAUUGAAGUGAAAAAUAUAUAAGAAUUCGUACAAUCAGUGAGUUAAUAGAGAAAAAAUAAUCAAUUUGUCGCUUAGUCAGAGAUUAGACAAUACUCUUGAAUUGUGAACAUGGAAAUAUCGAGGCAGGAACAUGGCCGUUCGUUCCGAAGUUCAAGAUUCACCAACUCGGAACAAGCAAUCAACUACAAUCCAUGGAACAAACGUUUCUCACCGAUAGAUCCAGACUAUCAACCAGAAAUGCCACACUUUGUUCGAAAAACUCAGAGAGGCCCACAUCCAUAUAACAGAAACCAUUCGGGUCAACGUUCACAACAAGCAAGCUCCAGCAGCAAUAACAUACCAUCACUUCUGAACUUGGAGAUACCACCACAACCACUCUUAUUACCUCACGAUGUCGAACCAGUGAGAACAGAUUUCGCGAACCUCGAUCGUCAACUGGAACCUGAACCGUAUGAUGAUUACGAUGAUUCUUCACCGGCUGUGGAUGUUGAGCAUAUGACCGAGGAAGAAUACUUGAGAGAAGAGUACAAGACUAAGCAACAAAUCGAGGAGAUUAUUGCAGUAGCCCAAGCGUUGAGGGAGAAACUCGACCGAGAAGAAGAAUUGAGACGACAAGCGGAUCAGUCGAUUCCAAAAUUGAUGGAUCUUAAACCGAAGAUUCCAAGUCUUCUAGAAAUCUACGUACCACCGCCGAAUAUUCAAGAGGAAACCUGCUGGAAUUGCAAUUGCCCUGGACAUAGAUUCAAUCAUUGUAACAUGCCACGGCAAAGAAAGUUUUGCUAUAGAUGUGGAGCUCCUGGUUUCGAUGUUGCCUCCUGUCGCUCAUGCACAUAAUUGCAAUUGCAUCUGAUUCUCGACGACGGAUUAAACAUGGUUUCGCCAAAGAACAUCAAUCGCGGUAACGUCUAUGAUUGAGGUGUUAGGUUGUGUUUUUUUCUACAGAUUCUCUUGUUGGCUGGCAUAAACUUCAGUGUCUUCUGUAUAAUUAAUGCAAGUUACUUUCUACGUCGUCGAUGAUAUGUACGAUUUUUGCAUAAUGUAAUUAGUUUUAUUAAUUUUAGUUAAUGGAAAAGUACACAUUUAGUUAAUUAUACAAUUUUAAUAGUUGACAAAGUUAAUAUAAAAAUACUUUGUUAAACAACUUUUAUGAUGUCAAAGAAAAGAUAAGGCGUAAAGAUUUCAUUUCUUACAGAGUUAAUAUGGUGUAAAAAAUAAUAUUGAUGCAACUAAUUCUUUUUACAUAAUAGUUUCACUUAACACUUACUUGAAAGUGUCAUAUGUUUAUUUAUUGACAUCGUUUUCUAAUCGAUAAUUUAGUCGAAUGAAGAGCAUCACAUACACAUGUAACCGCAAAAAAAGUCACAUAGUGAGCUGAUUGGCAGUUAGAGUAUACACGAGUACGGAAUAGAUUUUUAGAAUUUUAUUUUUUUGUUUGGCACUAGAUAAAUGGAAUUAUUAAGAUUUAGUAAGUACUCUUAUGCUUUAAAAUUGUAAAUCUAGCAGACAUUCGAAAUGCAUUAAGGCAAAAUAAUUUUGCUAAUGCAAAUAAUAUUAUCGAUAAUUUGUAUGUCGACCUGAUGAGUUAACGAUUCACUGUAAACCUUAAUAAAUCAAACUGUAAAGUUAUCGAUAUUUUAAAGAAUAAAUCUUC
Phymastichus coffea is the source of this 1801-nucleotide messenger RNA. RefSeq lists its product as uncharacterized. The transcript is spliced from 3 exons. Lineage: Eukaryota; Metazoa; Arthropoda; Insecta; Hymenoptera; Eulophidae. The coding region runs from base 259 to 984 and encodes 241 amino acids. Gene Ontology annotation, molecular function: zinc ion binding; nucleic acid binding. The record is from RefSeq and is a predicted model, not a curated record.